AGAGAUGGCGCUCGUUACAGCGGUCUUGCAAGUGUUCUGAUAAACCUGUUGGACAGACUGGACAACAGCUUAUAUUUGAAUGUUCCUUUGGUUGUUGGUUCAAUCAAGUCUAUCAGACCACAGGUCAUUCCAACACUGGUAGGUCAAAUCUAAAGAUCCAUGUAUUAUAGUUUUUUUUUUAAUUAACAACCAUGUGCGAUAAAAUAUUCGAAAAGAAUUUAAGUUAAUUAUAUUUGAAUAGAUUUUAAAAGGUUACGUUCAUUUAGAAAGGUUAUAAUAUUAAGUUAAUAUUCUUUAAAAAAGAACAACAAAAAAAAAACAAAAAAAACACAUUUGUUCUGGUAAAUUUUGAAGUGAAAUGCCCAAAUAUUUUUUCUAAAAUACAAAAGUAUUAAUAUGUGAGUCAUGGCAGCGCCAGGUAUAUCGAUAACGGACUAUGAAGCAUAUUUUUAAAAAAAAAAUAGAGAUCAGUUGAUUGACAAAAAAUAUAUUAUUUUAGUUGCUCUUCACUCUUAUGUUAAGCAUUAAAAUGUGAAUAGUUCUGGACAAUACAUCUCAUCGGAUCAAUAGGUAACUAUUCAUCACUAUAUGACUAUCAAUACACAACUCUUCAUCAAUAUACCAUAGGAUCAAUACACAACUCUUCAUCGGUAUACCAUAGGGUCAAUACACAACUCUUCAUCAGUAUCCCAUAGGAUCAAUAGUUAACUUCUCAUCAAUAUCCCAUUUGAUCAAUACUUAAUUAAUCAUCAAUAUCCCUUAGGAUCAAUACAGAACUCUUCACCAGGUCUUGAAAAUGUACGUGGGAUAG
Messenger RNA from Lymnaea stagnalis (great pond snail), 811 nucleotides. The record is from the annotation of a GenBank genome assembly. Lineage: Eukaryota; Metazoa; Mollusca; Gastropoda; Lymnaeidae.